AUGGGAGGAGGGAUCCUACAACCUUGUUCGAGGAAAAGGAAGGUGAGAGACGAUGAGCAUAGUAUUGGUGAGGUUGACGAGGGAUCUAUUGAUGUUUUGGGUGCACAUCCUGGUAUUCCAUUGGUUACUUCAAAUCCAAACAUGAAACCUAGAGUCACUUUUGUACUUGAGAAGGCAUCUUUGACACUUGCCUUUGUUGGGAAGAACUAUCAUAUUUUGAAUCAAGAAAAACAUGCUGAGUUCUUGCGGCGGAAGAGAAUGGAUCCAUACAAAUAUAGGCCUGAUAUAGUUCAUGAGGCUCUUGUCCAUAUCAUGUAUUCUCGAAUUUGUAUGGCUGGAUUAGUUCAGGCGGUAUUCGUAAGAACUGAUGAAGGGGUUCUCAUCAAAGUUGACCCUCAUACUCGAAUACCAGAAUCAUUGGAUGAAUUUUGUGAUAUGAUGUCUCAAUUGUUGCAAAAGCUUAGCACUAAAGCCAAAGGCAACCGUGGAAAACUAUUGCAAGUGGUCAAAAAUCCUGUGAUCCAGUACUUACCUGUCAAUUGCGUGAAGAUCGGUCUUUCCUCAAGUUCCAAAAAGGUGAUUGAACCACGAGAUUACCUCAAAACGUUUAGCAACGACGUCAAUCUAGUAUUUGUGAUUGGAGCAAUGGCUCAUGGCAAAAUUGACGAUGAAAACAUAGAUGAAUUGAUAUCAGUUUCUGGAUAUCACUUAAGUGCUAGAGUUUGUCUACGCAUGAUAUACGAGAGUUUGGCUAAAAAAUAUGAAAUCUGGUGACUUCUCACAUUCUUGUAUAGCCGCCCAAACUAAGCUUUGCAGAAUCAUCAAUAUGCUUUUUAAACAUGCUUUUUUCUUUUCCAUUCUUUUUUUUAAUGAUGUUCAUUUACAUUUGGGCGGGAAUGCCUCUAAUUGUGUAGUGAUCGUUUAGGUCGGUUUUUAUUUAACAAAAAUUGUACUUUGAAUAGCCACAUUUGAGAUCUUUUAUUCAUAUAUAUUUAGAUUGGUUCUUU
This is a messenger RNA of Cucumis melo (muskmelon), 1007 nucleotides long. RefSeq lists its product as uncharacterized. The transcript is spliced from 7 exons. Gene Ontology annotation, biological process: rRNA base methylation. Gene Ontology annotation, molecular function: rRNA binding; rRNA (pseudouridine) methyltransferase activity. The record is from RefSeq and is a predicted model, not a curated record. Bases 1 to 774 code for a protein of 257 amino acids. Gene Ontology annotation, cellular component: small-subunit processome; nucleolus. Lineage: Eukaryota; Viridiplantae; Streptophyta; Magnoliopsida; Cucurbitales; Cucurbitaceae.